Hyphopichia burtonii NRRL Y-1933 is the source of this 945-nucleotide messenger RNA. It is a transcript of the gene CLC1, whose product is annotated as Clc1p. Gene Ontology annotation, cellular component: clathrin coat of coated pit; clathrin coat of trans-Golgi network vesicle. Gene Ontology annotation, biological process: vesicle-mediated transport; intracellular protein transport. Bases 134 to 802 code for a protein of 222 amino acids. NCBI's taxonomy places the organism in Eukaryota, Fungi, Ascomycota, Pichiomycetes, Serinales, Debaryomycetaceae. The transcript has a single exon. Gene Ontology annotation, molecular function: structural molecule activity. The record is from RefSeq and is a predicted model, not a curated record.
UGAAAGUUGACACGCAUUUUUUGUUCACACUUUAAAGAAUCGAAAGAAAACUGGAACUCAAACAUUGAUAUUAAUAGUUACUUUUCAGUACAAUUGAGUAAUUGAAACUAAUACAGUCGAUAUAAGAGAUAAGAUGUCUGAUAAAUAUCCAGCUUUAGAAACCAUAGAUAAUGAUUUAACAUCUACUGAACCAGGCAAAGAGUUUGAUUCUGAUUUUUUGUCCCGUGAAAAAGAACUAUUAGGGGAAGAAUUCAAGACUGAUCAAGAUGCUGAUGUGUUGAACGGUAGUGACGACGAUGACAUAAAUGAUUUCAAAGAACAGUUUCCAGAGGUCGAUGAAACCGAGGCCGAAAGGCAAGAACAAGCAGCAGCAGAAACAGAAGCAGAAACAGCUGAUGAAGGAUUUAAUGGGUCUAACGAUAACCAUUUGAUUCAAGGAGAAUCAGAACAUUUGAAAGAAUGGAAGGAACGUCGUGAAUUGGAAAUUGAGAAAAGAGAACAAGCCAAUGCUAAAUCUAAACAAGAUAUUGUUGAUAAAGCUCAAAAAACUAUUGAUGAUUUUUAUGAUAAUUACAAUAACAAGAGAGAACAACACACCAAAGAAGUCUUGAAAGAGCAAGAAGAAUUUUUAGAGAAAAGAGAUGGAUUUUUGAAAAGAGGUACUUUAUGGGAUAGAGUUAAUGAAUUAGUUGGUGAAGUUGGUGAACCAACUGCUGAUGAAAAUAGAGACAAAACUAGAUUCAAAGGCUUAUUGACUAAGUUAAAAGGUAAGGAGAAUGUUCCAGGUGCCGGUGGUUAUUAAUGAAACUUGAUCCUUUAUUUCUUCAAUUAUAGGCACGAAUUUAAUGUGUUUUAUUUCUUUCUUCUCUAUGUAAUUAUUAGAACUUUCAAAAAAAAAAGAAUUUUUACAUUUUCUAUCAACAAAAAGAACAAUUUGUAGUAUUA